CUUUGAAUGCCGCAGCCGCGGGAGCGCGGUGUGUUCUGUCUGUAGCCAUGGCCUUCUCCAGGGCUCCCCUACGGCGCUUCAACGAAGGCCCAGUGUGUACUCCCCUGCCAGCAUCUUCUGAUGUUAAAGCUUCUGAUGCACUGAAAAGUUCUCUGUCCUCUGAAACAUGCCAGCGGGUUAGGAAACAAAAGAGUGAGACAAAUCUGAACAGUGAGAAGAGUGCACCUACUCCUGUAACUGGGAGGAGACUUGCAUCUCUUGGAUCAACACCAGCUACUUGGACCCUGAAGCCUAAAAAAGAUGUUAUCCUCAUGAAAGAGAAAAAGAAACAGAAGGCACUGGAGAAGGAGAUUCGUGUAUUAGUGAGAGAACGUGGAGAGCAGGAUAAAAAACUUCAGGCUUUGGAUGAGGAUUUUGUUAAGACUGAAGCAAAGCUGAGUGCUGCAGUUCAGGAGAAAACAUCUCUUUUGGCAAAUGUUGCAUGCCUAAAGAAACAGCUUCUGGAACUAACAAGAACCAAUGAACUGCUGAAGUCAAAGCUGUCUGAAGAUGGUGUACAGAAGAAAAUGAGCAGCCUAUGCAUGGAGUUAAUGAAGCUGAGAAACAAGAGGGAUGCUAAGGAAAAGACUGCUCUUGCAAAACAGGAAAACAUGGAAAUGAAGCUGCAGGAAGUGCAAAGGAAUCUAGAGCAGUCAAAAGGAAAAGUGGCACAGUUAGAAGAAAAACUGUCUGCUAGUGAGAGAGAGAAAGUUGAAGAUAAGUCUGACAUUGAAAAACUUCUGGAAUAUAUCACAGAGCUCAGCAGUGUGGCAGAUGCAGUUGAGAAAUACAAACUAGAUAUUGCCCAGAUGGAGGAGACAGUGAUAAAGAAAGACCAAAAUAUCAAGAUCCUGAUGGAUACCCUCAGAAUAAAAGAGGAAGAAUCAUCUAAACUGAUAAAAGAACUUGAUGAAAGGUGUCAAUUGCUUGAACAAGAAAAAGAGAAAGAGUUGUCUGAGAGCAGAGGAAAAUUCCUGAGUAUGAUGGCUGAAAUAGAAGACCUGAAAAAAAAAUUGGGCUUAGGAGAACAGGAACACCAAACACUACUUCAAAAACAUCAUGAUGUGAUCUGUCAGCUGCAGCAAGAGAAGGAGCUGUCUUCAUCCAUGCACCAGAAGUUACUAGAGUUUCAAGAUGAGGUAACACGUGAAAGAUAUCUUCUUGAAGAAGAACUGAAUGUCACAAUGAACGAGCUGAAUAAAUUACAUGCUAAAGAGAAGAAAGCUGAAAAGUUGGUUAAGCAUUUGGAACAAGAAAUCAAAUCUCAAGCUUUUGAACUUUCACAGAUGGAAGUGAAGUUGAAAGGGAAGAAUGUGGAGUUGGAGCAAAUGAAGGAAACACACAGCAAUGCUGUUUUGCAAAUCCAAGAGGAGCAUAGCAAUACAUUGGGCAAACUUGGCAAGACUGUUGCAGAGUUCGAAAGCUACAAGAAGGCAACAGCUGAAGAAAUAUGCAAUCUUAAAUUAGAGAACACCACUCUGCAAGAAGAAGUUGCCAACCUAAAAAAAACAAGCCAAGAAAAUCUACAGCUGCUUCAGGAAGCAGAAUACACUAAAAAUAAAGCAAAAGAAGAAUGUGCAAGGAUGCUUUUAGAAGUCCAGACAAAGCUUGCAUUAAAAGAAGCAGAAACUGAGAGAACGAAAGAGUCUUGCCUUGCAGAAAUGACUAAACUUCAGGAAAAAAUGGAAGAGCAAACUGAAGAUCUGAAAAGAAAGCUAGAAAUGGAAAGAUCAAGGAAAACCAUAAAUGAAGAUGUGACCUCUGACUUGAAAGAAGAGAUAAAGACCUGGCGUAAUCUAUAUGAAGACUUGCAUAACAAAACCAAGCCUUUUCAGCAACAACUAGAUGCAUUUGAAGCAGAAAAGAAUGCACUCUUAAAUGAGCAUGGUGCAGCCCAAGAAGAACUGAAUAAACUAAGUAAUGCAUAUGCUAAACUACUUGGCCAUCAGAAUCAGAAGCAAAAAAUCAAGCAUGUUAUGAAGUUGAAGGAAGAGAAUACCCAUCUGAAGCAGGAUGUCUCAAAACUGCGUGCACUGUUAGCAAAAGAAAAGCAAAGCAACAGAGAUCUCCAGGAGCAACUGAAUGCAAUCCAGGGCAUUAGGCGUUUUGAUCCUUCCAAAGCUUUCCAGCAUGAUAGCAAGGAAAAUAUUCCUCCAAAAACUCCUUUUAAAGAAGGUAACAAAAACAAAAUUUAA
Messenger RNA from Calypte anna (Anna's hummingbird), 2234 nucleotides. It is a transcript of the gene HMMR, whose product is annotated as hyaluronan mediated motility receptor. The record is from RefSeq and is a predicted model, not a curated record. NCBI's taxonomy places the organism in Eukaryota, Metazoa, Chordata, Aves, Apodiformes, Trochilidae. Gene Ontology annotation, molecular function: hyaluronic acid binding. Gene Ontology annotation, cellular component: membrane. The transcript has 18 exons. The coding region runs from base 48 to 2234 and encodes 728 amino acids.